CCACAUUUCAUUUCUCUCUUUAUCUAUUCAUUCUUUAAUCUUUAAUCCUUAAUAUUAUUAAUAAUAAUUACUCCCUUUUUCCCUUCCUUCACUUUUCUUUCAUUAUUCUUCUCCUUUCUUUUCUUUUCUUUCUUCUCUCUUUCCUUGUUCCUACUUUUUAAUGCUCUUUUAAGGGAGGACAAAAAAUCACUCGUCUUCCUUCCCCACACGAGUGUGAGUGAGUGCUGUGCUGCCUUUCAAAAAGAUGGAGAAAAUCAACUUUGUCAAAAAUGGCGAAUUGAAAAUGCCACCUGGUUUUCGUUUUCAUCCAACUGAUGAAGAACUUGUUCUUUCGUAUUUGAAGCGGAAGGUGUUCUCUCUCCCUUUGCCUGCUGCAAUCAUCCCUGAAGCUGAUCUUUGCAAGUCUGACCCAUGGGAUUUACCAGGUGAUUUGGAACAAGAGAGGUACUUUUUCAGUACCAAAGAAGCGAAAUAUCCGAAUGGGAACCGAUCUAACAGAGCUACAAAUUCUGGUUACUGGAAAGCUACUGGUUUGGACAAACAAAUCACUACCUGGUCGAAAUCUGAGGUUGUCGGAAUGAAGAAGACUCUGGUUUUUUACAGCGGAAAACCGCCUCUUGGCUCCAGGACUGAUUGGAUUAUGCAUGAGUAUCGUCUUGCUCCUUCUCACUCUAACCCUCUGAAUGAAAACUGGGUUCUCUGCCGCAUAUUUCUAAAGAAAAGAGCCGGUACUAAAACCGGGAAAGAAACCUUCACUGUGAGGCCCAACGUGGCCAACAACAACAACCUUAGCAAGGUUGUGAAGGACUCAGCUCCAAACUCGGCUCCAAACUCAUCUUCAAACUCAAGUUCUGGUUCAAAGGUUGUUGUUUUCUAUGACUUUUUGGCACAGAACAACAACAAGAACACUGUUACAUUUUCAAUUUCACCAGCUACAAGUGGAAUCACAGAUGAACUGAAUGAGCAUGAAAAUGAAGAAAGCAGCAGCUCUUAACCAACAUUGAAUUUAAUGUUUGGUUUUAAUUGUCUUAUAUUAUUAUUAUUAUUAUUAGUAUUAGUAUUAUUAGUAUUAUUAUUAUCUAUGUAAGUAGUAAUUAUAUUAUGCGGCAUUAAGUUUCACAGCUCGAAAGAGUACUAAUGUAAUAUUAAUAUUAAAGUGGAAAUGGAAAUUCUUUAUUUUCCUUUGUU
Molecule: messenger RNA, 1188 nt
Organism: Vicia villosa (hairy vetch)
Lineage: Eukaryota; Viridiplantae; Streptophyta; Magnoliopsida; Fabales; Fabaceae
Product: NAC domain-containing protein 83-like
Exons: 3
Coding region: 245-994 (249 amino acids)
Biological process (GO): regulation of DNA-templated transcription
Molecular function (GO): DNA binding
Source: RefSeq, a predicted model, not a curated record